ACUAUGCCUUUUGCUCAAGGCAGAGAUAUGGUGGUAAGCCACAGGUUAGAUGGGGUUUCUCAGGCAAAGCUCCUCUCUCAAUUUCCCGGUUACUUUGAGCUGGUGAAGGAAGAUCACGGUUUCCACAUCUCUUUUAAAGUAAUUGCAUCACAUUCAAGACAGCAUUAUUUCUCCUCAAGUCCUCUUAUCAGUUGCUCCUAAAGGAUACCAGAGCAGUUAUUUCAGCAUCUCUCCUCACUGGCCAAACAUCCAAGCAUUUGCCUCAUCUGCGAAAUCUUCACUAGGACACAUCCUAGAAGGCCAUGCGAGGAGAGCGGCUUUUGGUUCUAUUUUCUACUGUCUGCUUCUUAGCUGAAGUCAUGAUGGACCAGUCACUUUUGGAAAUUCAUGGAGCCCUGAAUACUUCAGUGCUUCUCCCUGGACAGGAUAUUGCUCUAUCUUCUGUCUUCAAUGUGGAAUGGAGAAUCAAGCAGUCCCAAGAGGUGUUGAUCCUGUCCUUCUCUCCCUCAUCCAAGAACUUCUACACUAAUGAAGCUUACUGGCAGCGAAUCUUCUUCUCUCCCACCAACUUCUCCCUCCAGUUUCACAGUUUGCAGUGCACAGAUGAAGGAUUCUAUACCUUGGCCAUCCAGCUCCAAGAGAAGUUCCAAGUGAACAACUACAGGACUUGGCUGACAGUGAGCAUCCCGAUUUCCACUGUGCUCAUCACAGCCAGUGCGAUGUCUCCGAGGGUUGGGGCCAACAUCACCCUGAAUUGCUCGGCAGCAACAGGGAGCCCCGUGAUCUACUCUUGGCAGAGGCUCGACCAAGCAUUGCUUCCUGGGAAUCGUUCCAUCCUGUCCCAGGACAACUCCACCCUGACCCUUCUAGACGUCCAGCUGUAUGAUGAGGGGAACUAUCGGUGCCUGGCAGAGAACGCCAUCAGUGUGGAGUUUGAAGACUUCACCUUACAGCUGAAUGAUGAGGUAACUGAGGCCCAGAGAAGUUAUAUCACUUGCCCAAGUCACACAGCAGGUUCUUCUUCUUGCCCAACUUCCAGCUAUGUUGGCUACUUUGGAUACCCUGGCUACCUUGGCUACAUUCUGCUCAUAGUCUGUCUCUUCAGGAUGGCAAAAAAAAUCAACACCAGGUUUUUGGCAACCCAGACAGAGUCUACUUAUGAAAACAUGCGUUCAACUCAGCCACCCCUUUAAAAACCUCAAAAUCCAUAAUUUUUCCCAGACAGCAAAUGAGUGGAAGAGAUGGCCUGCCAGAUUUAGAAAAGGUGUCUUGUGACUUGCAAAGUGUGUGUUCUUCCUUCUUACAUCCCAAUUACCCGAGGUUACCCAAGAAGAGGGACACCAGCCACAGGAUGCAAGAGAAUGGAAACUCCUGCAAGGCAGGAAUGGCAUCAUCAAUGUCAUGAGCUAAUAUUUAUUAAAGUUUUCUUGAUUUUUCUGAUCAAUAAAUGCACAACUCCUCAUGGGAACAUAAAAGACCAUUUAGAAGAGCCAGGUAAAAAUGCCAAGUUACUGACAAACACAACAAUACCAUUAUUUAAAAAUGCCUGUUUUUCUUUUUUUAAAUCUCAUUUACUUUUGUUUUCCUCAGGAUGGGACAAGAUGGAGGGGGAGAGGUACAGAUAUCUGAAGUGAAAACACAGAGGGGGCAAGAGUGUAGUGUCCACACCCAACAGGAAAGUUCCUUGGUUCUGGUUUGCUCUUGUUUUUUUGAGUGGGCCAAGCUCAUGGGUGAGAUUGCUGGAUCCAGCCGUUCUCUUAAGAAGUCAAUUGGGCAUGGACUUGGCCCCCAGAGAAGAUGUCUGUGAUCCAGAUUCCCACACCUACUCAGUGUUCACAGCUAGCUGGCUGCCUGCCUCCUCGCUGUAGGUUCCCAGGAGACCAAACAGGCCAAGUGACUCAACCAGGUGCCAGCAACCACUUCUGGAUGCAGGGAGAAGUGUCAUGGGCCAUUUACUCUUCUCUUUGAGAGGCAGGCUGUUUUUGAUCAUUGCAGUGUAGGGGCUGAUGAACUCUUUGAAUAGCCAAGACUAUACACAACAUAUAACAGAUAUGUCCCCUACCUGCCAGGACUCCACACAACAUACACCGGUUAUGUUCCCUACCUUCCAAGGAUAUACAUAACGUAUUCUGGAUAUGUUCCCUAGCCAUCAUGAGCUACAGGAUAUGGGCUGUUGAAGGGUGAGAUCAUUUUUCAGGCAGCGUCAUUCUUUAGCGAAGGAACGUCUCCUCCAAGAGGCCUUCCCUGACUAAGCCCUCCUUUCAUCUUUUCCCACUCCUUUCCGCAUCACCCUGAAUUCCGCAUUCCCUUAUUCAAUCCCUCUCCCAGCUCCACAGCACUUAUGUAUAUAUCUGUAAUUUAUGUAUUUAUAUUACCGUC
Messenger RNA from Ornithorhynchus anatinus (platypus), 2379 nucleotides. RefSeq names its product hepatocyte cell adhesion molecule-like. The coding region runs from base 303 to 1193 and encodes 296 amino acids. The transcript is spliced from 6 exons. NCBI's taxonomy places the organism in Eukaryota, Metazoa, Chordata, Mammalia, Monotremata, Ornithorhynchidae. The record is from RefSeq and is a predicted model, not a curated record.